UCUUUUGUCGUUGUUUUUUUGGUGCGUAAAACCCGGUUAGUGAGCUGAACAUCUGAGGUUAGCAGCUCAAACACCAUUGGCUGAGAUUGUAGUUACGUCAUGUAGCUGUACGUCACUGUGAAGGGUUUUAAAUUGAAAUAACUCUUUUAUUUUCUUAAAAUAUACUUCCCUUCGUAUGCAUUCAGGUUAUCAACUAGUUUGUUAUAAUGCAUCUAUUAAAACGUAAACAAUUAGCAUAUUGGUUGCCAUCAAUUACCUACAUCACUAGUAUUAAAAUGGUUCUGUGUAAAAUAUACCAAAGUAAUUCAUUCCACAUUGGAAUUGCCUUGAUUUACCUUUUCUUUAAUUGAUUGAAAUGGGAAUUGAAUCAACUACUAACAAUGUUGUUUCAGAACUAAACACUGAAGUAGGAGUUUGUAAUAUGGAUAAAAUGAUCUGUCAGUGUGUCUGAUUUGAUGUAUUUGAUAUUGCCAUCUCUCGUUACAUCACAUAGAUCCUUUAGAAAAUCCAAUGUUGCUCUUGAAUGGAGACCAAUGCACUCCUCGUGAAUACUGGAAUCCUCAUAUGUUUUUAUACAUUUAUUCCCACAUUCUUUUUUUAUUUAUCUUUAACUGUUUAUUUUUGUGUGUGUUUGAGGAACUCCGGUUUGCCUUGUUUAUUGUUAUCCGAUCUUCCUUUCUUAUUUGUUGCUAGUUAUUAGUGUCUGCAGCUGCUGGGUUUCUUCACGGAAAUCUAAGUAUAAUCUCACCAACAGUUUAUUUCAUGUCACCACAUAUUUUAAUAACCGUUUUGUUUCUCACAGAAAUUGGGAUGGGGCUGACAGGGUUCGGCGUGUUUUUCCUCUUCUUUGGGAUGAUGCUGUUUUUUGAUAAAGCUCUCCUCGCCAUUGGAAAUAUCCUGUUUGUUUCGGGCCUGUCCUUCGUCAUCGGCCUGGAGCGAACGUUCAGAUUCUUCUUCCAGAGACACAAAGUGAAAGCCACCAGCUUCUUCCUCGGAGGGGUGCUGGUGGUUCUCAUCGGCUGGCCGAUCGUUGGAGUCGUUCUGGAGAUCUACGGUUUCUUCCUCUUAUUCAGAGGGUUCUUCCCGGUGGCGGUGGGCUUCAUGAGAAGGGUACCUGUGCUCGGGUCUUUGCUCAGUUUACCAGGGAUCAGUGCACUGGUGGAUAAAAUUGGUGAGAGCAACAACAUGGUAUAACAGAGGACUGUUUUUGUAUGAGAGGAGAGCGUCAGUAUUUAUCAUAUAGUUAUCAUAGUUACUGUAUACUUUGGUCAUUGCCACUCCAGAACUGUGAAUCCAAACUAAGUGCAUCUGUGGGUGUUUGACUGACGUCAUGGUGUUUUGAAUCUGACAGCCAAGACAUUUUUUCAAUUAUUAUUUUAAAAGCUGGAAGCAGGUCUCCCAUUUUGUAUCAUUCCUGUCUGAUAUUUAUGGGCCGAUGACUUGGGACCACUGGAUUCACUCAGCGGAGAGUCGGGAGCUCUUUGCAGCAUCCUCUCCUCUGGAUUGUGUGCCUGAACUGAGAGCUUCAAUGUUACUGGAAUUUUGUACAUUAAAAAAUAAAUAAUAUUGAGCUAAAUGUAACUUGGGCAAAAACAGCGGAACAUAGUUUAAGGUUUAAGAUGCUUUCUAUGGAGAUGUUUUACUGUAACUUUUGUAAGUGCAUACUUGGAAUAAAGUGUCUUUUAUAA
This is a messenger RNA of Anarrhichthys ocellatus (wolf-eel), 1688 nucleotides long. It is a transcript of the gene golt1bb, whose product is annotated as golgi transport 1Bb. Bases 763 to 1194 code for a protein of 143 amino acids. NCBI's taxonomy places the organism in Eukaryota, Metazoa, Chordata, Actinopteri, Perciformes, Anarhichadidae. The record is from RefSeq and is a predicted model, not a curated record. Gene Ontology annotation, cellular component: membrane; endoplasmic reticulum. Gene Ontology annotation, biological process: endoplasmic reticulum to Golgi vesicle-mediated transport; retrograde transport, endosome to Golgi. The transcript has 4 exons.